Molecule: messenger RNA, 1383 nt
Organism: Cladocopium goreaui
Lineage: Eukaryota; Dinophyceae; Suessiales; Symbiodiniaceae
Source: the annotation of a GenBank genome assembly
AUGUCCGACAGAUCCGACAGCCUCAGUGAUGUGGCGACCACUGCGAGCGCAUGGAGCGACAGCCUCGGCAGUUUCUCCAUGGUUGAUGCUUCGCCCGGGGAUCCAAUCAGCCAGCUGGAGCGGCACAUCCAAUACGUGGUGUCUGGCUUUGCUGAUGGGAAUCACGUUCAGAUGAUCAGGGAGGUGAUGAAGCAGGACCAACUCAAUGCAGGAGUCCGGUCCCAGAUGGAACAAGAUUUCAGCGCGCAGGGUGCUCACUGGGCAGUGCAACGACUGGUGCAGCAUUCACACGAUGCCUUGAGCUAUUCUUUGGAGCAGGUCCUGCCCAUGCGACGGCACAUCGAAGACAUUGCGAAGCUUCUCAAUGAGAUGAUGGAUCCUGAGAUUCAGACAGACGCCAUAAGCCUUAAGGCGGUCAUGGAGGACAUGCACCGCCAGUCAGACGCUGCAUUCAAAAUUGCAGCUGCGGGGAGGCGGAAGUUUGAAGUUCUCUCCGGCCAGCUCCUGGAAAUACAAUCUGAAUACCAGGCAGUCCUAGAGAUUGCAGAGAAAGAAGCUGAGGACAGUAGCGAGGUUGCCAGGAAAUGUCAGGAAGAUGCUGAGGCCCACAGAAGGCAGAGAGACGUCAACGGGACAGUGUCGGCCAUCUCUGCAACUCCAACUGUAGGAUGUGUUGGUGGUGGGGUGGCCCUCCUUUCUGGUGGUGCAACCUUCGCUUCAAGCAUCCCUUUGCUCGGUCCAAUCUUGACCUGCACAACGACAAGCACAACUGGCUGGUGGAUUUUCUCCACAACUGCCACGGUUACAACCUUCAACCCUGUGGCGCUUGGGAUUGGAGCAGGCCUGGGAGUGAUUUGUUGUGCUGUGGCCUUGGGGACAGGAAGCCUUGCUUCUUCGGCGUCGUCGGAGUACCAGCAGGCCUUGGAAAAACAAGAGGCAGCUGUGAAAGAUGCAGAUGAAAAACAGCUUGUGGCCCAGCAAGCAGUGGAAAACAAGGCACUUGCGGAUUCCAUGCUGGCGGAAGUCAAACGUCAUGAAAGAAUGUGGAUGGGUGUCUCCGCUACUGGUGACUUAGCUGCUGCCACUUUUUUGGACCUGAGGAUGACUGAUCCCGCACGUCGUCGAGAGAGGUUCAAUGAAAAGAUGCAUCAAUACGCUUCCGACGUGUUGCAUUUUGUUCAGGCGAUUGACGAAUACCUCUUCUUUCUGCACAAGCAGGACUUCUUCCCUCCCACUUUUCAUCUUCAGCGGGCUUUGGGCCAAGAGAGAUUUCGGAAGAUGGAGGAGGAUUGGCAAGCUGCUGCAGCUCAAGUGGCACAGUCGACUGAGCAGUCGGAGCUGGAGACAGGGCAUGGCCGCCAGGAUGAGAUGCUUUGUUGUUAG